CUUCCAUUUAUGUACCCUCAACAACUAACGACAUGACGUCUCCAAGCACCCAUAGUCCGAUCAUGGUGCUCGUGGUACAAGGUUUCGUAUCUUGUUUCGUACUCGGCUUGAACCUCGCUUUGGCCCUCUAAACGCGAAACCGAGGUGCAUGCGACUACAACUACCGAGCCGUUCCCACCAGCCAGCGACGCUUCUCAUCCCAACCCCGCCUGUUUCUUCCAACGCAACAUCCGCUGCGACACUCGAGCACCCAAAGCAACUCAACUCGACCCCUCGCCGCGCGCCUGGCUCCAACGAUGGCCGAAGAUCAGAAUACCACGGACGACUCACAUCGCGUCCCAGAGCUGCCGCUCCUCUCAAAAGUUAGGUACGGCGCUACGGCCUUUGCGAUCCAAAAUUUCUUGGUGAAGCCCGCGCUCUUCGUUCGCGAUGUCAAAGCACACGUCAUCCCGCCUGAGAACCGUCCAGAGAUCGUGAAGACGUACGAAUGCAGGCCGUACUUACCCGUCAGAGUAUUCUUCCCGAAAUGCUUUGACAAAACGUCGAAAGACAAGCUGCCGGUUCUCUUCACGAUCCAUGGUGGUGGAUUCGUGCUCGGUACGCCAAAUGACAAUGACGAUUGGAAUCAGACGUAUGCUUCGCAGCACCACUCGAUUGUCAUUGGCCUCAACUAUGCCAAAGCUCCGGGCAACCCGUUCCCCAAGCCGAUUCAUGAUUGCGAGGAGCUCUUCCUCGCCGCGCUCAACGAUGACUCGCUUCCGUUGGACCGUACCAGAGUAUCGCUGGCCGGGUGGUCUGCGGGCGGCAAUCUGACUCUGGCGGUCGCGCAACUGGAGACAGUCAGGAAGCAUCUCACUUGCAUCGUCCCAUUGUACCCGGCGGCUGAUCUCUCCAUCACAGGAGAAGAGAAGGCCCCGACGCGGCAGUACAAGCCUGAGCUUGGAGGCUUCCGUGCAAAGGAGAAGGACUUCCUGCAAGGAAUUGCACCAGUGUUUGACUGGGCUUACAAGAUCCCCGGCGAAGACAGCCGCAACCCGCUACUUAGUCCUACCUUCGCGCCCAAGGAGGCUCUGCCCAAGCAAGUCUUCAUGAUCGGCUGCGAGCUCGACAUGCUUGCCCAUGAAGGUCAGAGGCUCAUUCACAAGCUUGCGGGCCGACCACCGCCACCAGCAAAGGUUGGAAAGCCUGAAGUUGUCGGCGAUGGCGAGCUCGUGCUAGACGACGAGGUUUAUCACUUCGAGGUGUCUGGCGCUGACGGAAGCCGCUACCGGUGGCUCUUAGUCCCUGAUACAGUGCAUGGCUUCGACCAGCAUCUGGACGGCAUCGUGCGUGAUCCGGUUUUGCUUGAGGACGCCAAGAUCAAGACGCAAAAGACCAUCAAGAUUAUCGGAGAAUGGAUUCUUCAAGCUCCUCCUAUUAGCGAAGCUUGAUGAUCGUCUUUGGUUGAGAAAGGGGUGGGACUUGUUUAUAUUGUGGCGUCGAAGAAAUCGAUAUGACUUUGGAAGGAUAUCAGCUGCGAGGCUUCUGCUAUUUGCGUUCUGCUUGCCUAUUCGAUACUCUGUAUGACAUGUACUUGCUACUACGUUUAUAUGAAUAUUACAACGUAUUUACUCGCUU
Messenger RNA from Colletotrichum acutatum, 1617 nucleotides. RefSeq names its product Alpha/Beta hydrolase protein. Gene Ontology annotation, molecular function: hydrolase activity. The coding region runs from base 297 to 1430 and encodes 377 amino acids. The record is from RefSeq and is a predicted model, not a curated record. The transcript has 2 exons. NCBI's taxonomy places the organism in Eukaryota, Fungi, Ascomycota, Sordariomycetes, Glomerellales, Glomerellaceae.